Messenger RNA from Acipenser ruthenus (sterlet), 4684 nucleotides. RefSeq names its product POU domain, class 6, transcription factor 1-like. The transcript has 11 exons. Gene Ontology annotation, biological process: regulation of transcription by RNA polymerase II. The coding region runs from base 446 to 2236 and encodes 596 amino acids. Gene Ontology annotation, molecular function: DNA-binding transcription factor activity, RNA polymerase II-specific; RNA polymerase II cis-regulatory region sequence-specific DNA binding. NCBI's taxonomy places the organism in Eukaryota, Metazoa, Chordata, Actinopteri, Acipenseriformes, Acipenseridae. The record is from RefSeq and is a predicted model, not a curated record.
UCAAGAAGAGUUUUUUUUUUCCAUGCAAGUCUUCCCUUGCAUAAAUUAUGUUCAUGACGCUGUGCAAAAAAAAGACGGUUUUAUAUUAAAUUUGCAAGACUUUUAUCGCGGAAGCCGCUCUUUAUCGGGUUGUGGAAAGGUGUUUCGGAGUUAGGGAAAACCUGGAGGUGACGGAGAAGGUAUCAUUAAAUAUUAAACAGCAGAGGCCGUGCUCCGAUCCGAGCCGCUUUAUCAAUGCAAAUGUCCCUUUGUGUUUCCGAGCCGCGGCGCACACAGCCCGUGCGCGCUGUGAGAUGAAUUUGUAAUUAUCCGCUUCAACAAAACAGUGGCCAAGCGCUGAUAAUCCCACGCAAAAGAGGGGGGGGGGAACAAAUUGCACCCCAAAACUCUGGCGCUAACGGUAAGUUGCAUUAGCAUGCAGGAGCAGUGACUCCAGGGAGGGAUCAUGGAAGCAGAGGAGCUGGCUGCUAACAAUGCCCCACUCACCAUCAAUGAACAGGUGAUUGUGAUGUCAGGACAAGAGACCAUCAGGGUCCUGGAGCUGGAGGUGGCAGGCCCGCUGCCGGCCCUGGGGGCUGAUGGGAAGGGCGCGGACGCCAUGGCGAGCGAGGGAGGCGUGGCCAGUCCAGUUCUGGAGCCCAGUAGGGGAGGGGAGGGGACCCCAGGACCAGAGGGGACCCCGACACAGGAGGGGGCGGGCGCAGCGACGGCAGCUCCAGUGGAGUUGCCCUCCCCCGUGGUUCAGGCUGUGACCCCUAUGGCACUGACUAGUGGCCUCUUGCCCCCAGCCCAAGCCGCUCUCCCCAUCACUGUGCAGGCUGGCACACAGUGCUCUUUCCCUCUGCAGUUCCUGACCCCAGACAGCCUGGCCGCGGUGAUGACCGGGAUGAUGACCCCAGGCGCAGCGGCCGCUCAGCCCUUCCUCAUCCCCCUCAGCAUGGCCGGACAGAUGGCCGGUCAGCAGAGCCUGGCUGUCUUCACAUUCCCUACAGCCACCAUGGCCACUCUGCCCGGCCUGACUGCCGUCACUCCAGCAGGGGGCGUCCUGAAGCUGCCCUUCACCGGGCUGCAAGCUGCCACAGUGCUGAAUGCAGUCCCGCCCCAGCUCCACGCUGCCUCCCCACAGACAGUCCUGCAGAGCAGCAUCCCAGCAGCAUCGCCGCAGAAACCAGCCGAGACGCAGGUCUCCGUGGCAACCGUGCAGACCGCUGGCAUCUCUAUCAACCCCGCCGUAAUCAGCGCCGCCUCUCUGGGCGCCCAGCCGCAGUUCAUCAGCUCGCUCGCCACCACGCCCGUCUUCACCAGCGGCAUCGCGGGCAUUCCCGGCAUCACCAGCCAGAUCAUCACCAACGCACAGGGGCAGGUGAUCGGGACCCUGCCUUUCCUCUUGAACCCGGCUGCCUCUCUGGGGGCCGGGGGUGGCUCCCCAGCGACGCUCCCAGCUCAGAGCCUGCAGGUCCAGACCAUCUCCCCUCAGCUGCUCGUCAACGCGCAGGGGCAGAUCAUCGCGACCAUCGGGGGCACCACAGCACAGCCCACCCUGCUGCACAGCGUGGCUCAGACACAGCCCCCCGCCAAACCAACAGUGCAGGGCGCCGCUGCAGUGACGGCGGUGUCCGUCUCCCAGGCUCCUGUCAUCAUCGCCCCCCAGCCCCCAUCCCUGAAGACCAUGGCAGCCAUCUCCGCAGCGGAGACCCCCACAGUGGGCCAGCUCGUCAGCAGCAAGCCCCAGGGUCCGGCCCUGGACGAUGACGGGAUUAACCUGGAGGAGAUCCGCGAGUUUGCCAAGAACUUCAAGAUCCGCCGGCUGUCCCUGGGACUGACGCAGACUCAGGUGGGGCAGGCGCUGACCGCCACAGAGGGGCCCGCCUACAGCCAGUCUGCCAUCUGCAGGUUUGAGAAGCUGGACAUCACUCCGAAGAGCGCUCAGAAGCUGAAGCCGGUUCUGGAGCGGUGGCUGGCCGAGGCUGAGCUGUGGAACCAGAAGGGGCAGCAGAACCUGAUGGAGUUCGUGGGUGGGGAGCCCUCGAAGAAACGCAAGCGCAGGACGAGCUUCACCCCCCAGGCCAUCGAGUCGCUCAACACCUACUUCGAGAAGAACGCCCUCCCCACGGGACAGGAGAUCACCGACAUCGCCAAGCAGCUCAACUACGACAGAGAGGUGGUGCGGGUGUGGUUCUGCAAUCGCCGGCAGACCCUGAAGAACACGAGCAAGCUGAACGUGUUUCAGAUAUAGCAGGGAGAGGGACAGGGGAGAGGGGACGGAGAACAGGAGGGAGAGGGGAGAGGGCAGAGACAGGGAGCCAGGAGAGGAUGCAUCAAAAGCAACUGGAGCACACCUCCUUAUUUUCCUGGCCCAUCCCUUAUAAAACACACACACAUGGCAAACGCAUGUGUGUUGCUCUAAGCUGGCCUUGUUGAUACUGGACUAGAACAGGCUGGACUUUAUAUACAGCAUACCGAUCAAGUUCCUACUCUCAUCACAACAUCAAAAGUUACACUGAAGUCCCCUGGACCCCGGGACUCGCUGCCCCUUCUAUUGAGCUCGUGGGUUGCUUGGUGCUCUCACGGGUCCUUCAAAGACUGGACUAGAAACAGGACCCAUAUCCUAAAAGGAUCCGAAAACUAAUCAUUUUAUCGAGGACGGUUUGCAACUCAUGGUCAAGGGUGCCCUUGUAAAAGUUUCCUGAAGUAAAGGCACAGCGAAGUGUGUUAAAACGCAAUGCAAGCAUGGGUAAAGCCCUCUGGGUUGUAUGCUGUCCAGUUGAUUUGUAAGCAGUUCCCUGGCAGUCAGACACCCAGCAGUAAAUUGGUCAGGUGUUUAAUAAUAUCUCGUGAACUCAGAGCAACACCUGACAUUUAUAAUUCCAGUUUCCCUUUUAAUCGAUUUCAACACAUGAUUGAUAUCGAAGGAACUGGAGUUGAUAUUUUAAAGACGUCGUAUUUGUUGCGAUUGUUCGUCUGCUUUCAUUUGAAGGCAGUUGAAUUGACUGACACGCAGUGACUGUCACUGGAGGAAUUCGUCGACACUCUGAGAAGCUCGUUCUGACAGAGCUGAUUUAGCCAUUUUGAUCAGUGAUGUGUUUGAAUUGAUUAAAAGGGAUUGGAACCGGGAAUUGAUGUUGAAAUGGAAUUGAAAAACUAUUUAAAACGACGGUCACCUGAUCACAUUCCACACUCGACUGCAGAUCUCCAGAACGGGGGAUGAAACCGUUAUGAAAGAAAGCAAGUCAGUCACUGAAACUAUAUUAAUAUAUAUAUAGUCGUACUGUAAUAAUGUCUAUUAGUUGUCUUGUACAAACUUGACUUGUUAAAGUUUCACAGGCUACAGUAAUUAGUUUGAAGUGUGGGGUGAACAGAAAGAGACGUGACAUUGUGUGCUGUGUUUAAAACAGAAACCAGCUGGCUUCGCUGAGCCAGGCCCCCUGUGUUUACAAUAAGUUCCCACGGGUGUGUUUUUAACAUGGCCUGUGCAGUGUGGCUCCUGUGCACUGUGGCCCCUGUGCACUGUGGCUCCUGUGCUUCCUCUAGUUUGAACCAGAGAAGGACUCAAAAGUUAACCACCAACUACCAGAAUCUCCAGCAAAGUGGGUAUCUGUACGAUACAGACCUUAUCUUUAGAGAACCUCGCUGGGUUACGCAUCGGUCAGUGCGAUACAGCGAGAUGCAAACUGUGCUUGGCUGCAGAGAGAUUAUUAUUAUUAUUAUUAUUAUUAUUAUUAUUAUUAUUAUUAUUAUUCUAUAUAAAGCUUACAGUGUGUACUGUAUAUAUUUUAGGAAACAUUUAUUGCAGGGUUUUGAAUCAAUCCUUCAGAAUUGAUCAUUGAUCAUUGAUCAGGCUUUAACUGCAGUUAACAUGGUCGAGUCCUGUCUGUAAAACACUGCGGGUGAGACUGAUUGAAUAUCACCAUAAGAGACAGGCUAGAAUAUCAAGCGCUGCAUUUGCAAUUGAAUCCGUCUCCUAACUCAUGAAAAGAAUAAAGUGCUCAAACCACAGCCCUCUGAAUCCCUUCUAAAAGUUUCCCCCACAGUAAAAGCACAGCAAAGUGUAAUAAAGCAGAGGUACAAUAUUAUCAGAACACCUGCAGAUUUGUCAUUUAUAUCCUUUAUAUACCUGCCUGCAUGAAAUCCUCAGGGUGGGAGAAUUUAAAUUUCCAUCUCAGUAAUCAUUAAAAAAAAACAGCUAACAUGUUAGCCCACUUUGUGAUUUAAUCAGGCAUCUUAAACAACUUCUAAAAAGUCUCCUGCGUUUAACCACGUGUGGCUCUGUGUUCCUUUUCUCUUUCUGAAUUAAUUGCAUGAGUGCUUCAGUUAAAUUAGACAAUGACUAAGAUUUUGCACCAGUUUAAUUUCAUAUGCACAACAAACCCAAACAGAAGCAGUGGGUGACGCAAUGCACAGGACUGUAAGUACAGCAAAGAACAGCGAGGUGUGGUAAACGUGUAAUGCAUAUUAAUAAUCUUGGCAAACCAGGGUAAACUGUGGUAAAUGCAUAGCAUAGCCAUGGGGAUAAAAGCAUGAGGACAGUGCAGAGAUACCGUGGUAAAGUUUUAGAAGCGAUCUCUCACACACACGGAGAUCUGCAAUCGUGUUUGUAUUUUGUAACCUUGCAACAUCCAGGCACUUUUUUGGGACAUAGUUGUCUACUGAACCGAGAAACAGCAAUAAACAUGAAAUCAAAACA